This is a messenger RNA of Diaporthe amygdali, 1005 nucleotides long. Its product is annotated as xylosidase arabinosidase. The transcript has a single exon. Bases 1 to 1005 code for a protein of 334 amino acids. NCBI's taxonomy places the organism in Eukaryota, Fungi, Ascomycota, Sordariomycetes, Diaporthales, Diaporthaceae. Gene Ontology annotation, molecular function: hydrolase activity, hydrolyzing O-glycosyl compounds. Gene Ontology annotation, biological process: carbohydrate metabolic process. The record is from RefSeq and is a predicted model, not a curated record.
AUGGCGCCCCUAAUCAACCACCUCUACACGGCCGAUCCGUCAGCCCACGUCUUCAACGGCAAGGUCUACAUCUACCCCUCGCACGACCGCGAGACAGACAUCAAGUUCAACGACAACGGCGACCAGUACGACAUGGCAGACUACCACGUCUUCAGCCUGGACAGCCUUGACCCGGCGUCGGCCGUGACGGACCACGGCGCCGUGCUGACUCUCGCCGACGUGCCAUGGGCGUCCAAGCAGCUCUGGGCCCCGGACGCGGCUCGCAACCCCUCCACGGGGAAGUACCACCUGUUCUUCCCGGCGCGCGACAAGGAAGGCAUCUUCCGCAUCGGCGUGGCGACAGGCGACGCGCCCGAGGGGCCCUUCAAGGCAGAGGAGAGCUACAUCGCGGGGUCGUACUCGAUCGACCCGGCCGUGCUGGUCGACGACGACGACGCGGCCUACCUGUACUUCGGCGGGCUGUGGGGCGGCCAGCUGCAGUGCUACCAGGGCAGCGUCGACGGCACGGCCUUCGAUGCGUCCUGGUCCGGGCCCAAGGAGCCCUCCGGCCCCGGGGCCGUGGCGCUCGGCCCGCGCGUCGCGCGCCUCACCAAGGACAUGAAGGCGCUGGACGGCGGGGUGCACGAGAUCGCGAUCCUGGACCCGGGGUCCGGGGAGCGCAUCGCGGCUGACGACCACGACCGGCGGUUCUUCGAGGCCGCGUGGUGCCACAAGCGCAAGGGCAAGUACUACUUCUCGUACUCGACCGGCGACUCGCACUUCCUGUGCUACGCGGUGGGCGACUCGCCGCUGGGCCCCUUUGUGUACGGCGGCCGGAUGCUGGAGCCCGUGCUUGGUUGGACUACGCACCACUCGGUGGUUGAAUUUCCCGAGGGGAGCGACCGUUGGUGGUUGUUUCACCAUGACUGUGAGCUGAGCAACGGGGUUGAUCAUUUGCGGAGUGUGAAGGUUAAGGAGGUCUUCUAUGAUGGGGAUCAGAUUGUGCAGGAGAAGCCGGGGGCGUAG